Molecule: messenger RNA, 4699 nt
Organism: Schistocerca americana (American grasshopper)
Lineage: Eukaryota; Metazoa; Arthropoda; Insecta; Orthoptera; Acrididae
Gene: Fmr1
Product: synaptic functional regulator FMR1
Exons: 14
Coding region: 42-2009 (655 amino acids)
Biological process (GO): negative regulation of translation; anterograde axonal transport; positive regulation of translation
Cellular component (GO): axon; postsynaptic density; neuronal cell body
Molecular function (GO): protein homodimerization activity; translation regulator activity; mRNA 3'-UTR binding
Source: RefSeq, a predicted model, not a curated record
AUAUAGCCUCAAACCCAAGGUUUCUAUGGUACAAAAGUAAGAUGGAGGAUCUUGCAGUUGAAGUAUGCGGCGAGAAUGGGGCCUAUUAUAAGGCCUUCGUUACAGACAUUUUCGAUGAGGAAGUAUCCGUUGCGUUCGAGAAAGAUUGGCAGCCAGAAUCAAAAUUUCCAUUCUCGCAAGUACGGCUUCCACCUGAUGACUCCACAAGCAAAUCAGAUUUCACUGAAAACCAGGAAAUUGAAGUAUUUUCGAGGGCCAAUGAUCAGGAAGCGUGUGGUUGGUGGAAAGCAAUUAUAAAGAUGAUAAAAGGUGACUUCCAUGUAGUGGAGUAUCUUGGCUGGGAGAGUACCUAUACGGAAAUAGUGGGCAGUGAAAGACUAAGGCCGAAAAACCCAAAUCCUCCUAUAAGUAAAAGCACUUUCCAUAAGUUCGAAAUUGAAGUACCUGAAGAACUAAGGGAGUAUGCAAAAAUGGACUCUGCACAUAAAGAGUUCCAGAGGGCUAUUGAGGCUGCUAUUUGUCGGUAUGUUCCUGAGCGAGGGGUUCUUAGUGUUAUUUCUCGAAGUGAACAAUCAAAGAAAAGAUCUCAAAUGCUUCAAGAAAUGCAUUUUCGGAACCUCACACAGAAGGUUCUCUUGCUCAAACGCACCGAAGAAGCAGCUAGGCAACUUGAGUCUACGAAGCUGCAGAAUGUUGGGGGCAGAUUUAGGUCUUCAAACUUUAAUUAUCAGCGUGUCUCAAACUAUGAGGCAGGGCUGAGAGCAAAUUCAAGGUACACAGAUGAAUUCAGUGUGCGGGAGGAUUUGAUGGGCUUAGCAAUUGGUGCACAUGGGGCUAAUAUUCAGCAGGCACGGAAAGUUGAAGGCAUAACGAAUAUUGAACUUGAAGAAAAUUCCUGUACGUUCAAAAUACAUGGCGAGACCGCUGAAUCGGUAAAAAAGGCUCGAAGUAUGUUGGAGUACAGUGAAGAAUCUAUUCAAGUUCCUCGAGUGUUGGUGGGGAAAGUCAUUGGAAAGAAUGGCAGGAUCAUUCAGGAAAUUGUGGACAAAAGUGGUGUGGUUAGAGUCAAAAUAGAGGGAGAUAACGAACCACAGCCAACAAUCCCUCGUGAAGAAGGUCAAGUUCCUUUUGUUUUUGUAGGAACUGUAGAAAGUAUAGCCAAUGCAAAGGUGCUGUUGGAAUAUCACUUAGCACACCUAAAGGAAGUGGAAGCAUUAAGGCAAGAAAAGUUGGAAAUUGAUCAACAGCUACGAAGUAUACAUGGUACUACAAUGGGCUCAAUGCAGAACUUCCCUAUUCAGAGGCGCAACGACAGGGGCUACAAUUCAGACAUGGAUGGUGGGAGCAGUCGGGGCCGUGGUGGGCCAGCAAGAGGUCGUGGCAGAGGACGCGGAGGUGGUGGUGGUGCUCGACACAAUGAUGCAAGAUUUAAUUCGGGUUCAAGGCAUGCAACCCCAGAUACAGCUGAUGAGCGAGUUCGUGACUUACCACCCCGUCAGCAGCAUCAGUACAUGUCAUCUGCAGCAGGAAGUGGUUCACGUCAACCUGUUUCCAAUCAAGUGAUUCAGGGACAGCAGUCUGGAGGAGGUGCUCCACUUCCUGUUAGUGGUCGGCAAUCCCAGCGCAGGGAGAACCGCCGCGAUGAACGUCGACGUACCACUGAUGAUGAAGAGACAGUUCUUGACAGUCAAGAUGUAUCUAGUGUGGAUCAUGAGUCAGUGUCGAGCGUCGAGGGCUCCAGAACUCGCCGCCGCAGAAGACACAGGCGCAGGAUACGUCAGCGUAGCCAGACACCUUCUGGAGAGAACAUUAACACCAGUAGCACUGAAGGAACUGGCAUAGUUCCAGUCACGAAUGACCCUCAGUUUACUGCUAAAGAGGAGCCACAAAACAAUGAAGGACCUCCAAAGGGACAGCGUGAACCAAAGUCUCGUAAUCAGAGACCCCCACCCUCAAAACGCAACGAGGGUAAACCAAAAGAAGCUUUGGUGAAUGGUACUUCUGCUUAGAAGUGUGUGUAUUGGAUAUGCCACGCACAAUGGCCUCGAUGAACCAGCGUUAUUCUGAACGUAGUUUUGAAGUAUUUACAGGAAUGCAAGGCAAUGGAAUAAGUGAUUUAGCUUGCAGGAGUGCCAAGGUGUCAGUUUAUUGAUGACAAUUAAACUGACAUUAUGCCUACAUCUUAUACAAUGAGCAGCUUGCAGCAACUUUUCGAAAGGAUGUACUUACAUAACUUCCAGUCAGCUCCACUCCAUAAAGUACAUUAUGGAAAAGUAUAAUGUUUGAACAUAUUAAGAAUUAAACGAUAAAUUUGAACUACAUGUGGAUUGUAGCAUUUAAAAUUCCAAACAUUCUGUUUUCGUAGGAUAACUGAGUGCCCUGUUUUGCUUUUUCUUCUUUGUAAGAAGUUAACACAUGAGAGGAUACAUAAAUUCACUCCCAUGUAUGCUACAGUGGAGUGUUUACUGAAUCAGAAUGUGGCUUACUCAGAGCUUCUCAGCCUCAAUUUUCCGUCUUUGUUUUAGCGUUGAGUCCAUUUGUCUUUCACAUUGAACUUUACCUCUAUGUAAAACUAUUUCAAAUUGGUUUUUUCUUUUUCUUUUUUUUUUUUUUUUUUUAAAUAAAAUGUGUGAGUUAAUACCUAUUAGAUGGCAGCUGCAUUCUUACGCGUAGCUGCAGAUAAUCUACACUAUUUAUUUUCUCCUUUUGUUGCCUACUGUAACUAUAAUUUAUUUUCUGUCCAACAAUGUUUAGUUUUAACUGCACGGCUUAGUACAGUGUUGUCUUGUAGCAAAGAAAAAAAUGAUUUGAAUCUGAAAAGCAAUAAAAUUUAAGAAUUUGUGUUCUCAGCUCAUGUAAUUUGAUUUUUUCCUAUAUUUUUUUGUCAUGUGAAAAAAAUUUAUGAAAUUGUUCAUAAUUUUGAUAAUUAAGUAAGUUUUGUGCAGAAAUAUAAUAAGAAUGUGUGAUUUUUGUGAGAUUUUGAAAAUAUGAGGCAGCUAGCUAUCUGCCUUUAUUGUAAUUUUCCUUCCAAUGGAUAUUGAUGAUUAUGAUUAAUCGUUAUUAUAAUACAAAUGAUGGCAGUUGAGAUUUUUUUAUGGGAGAAGCUGUCAUAGUUAACAAAGUGUAAAUUUUGUUAUUCUUAGCAACAUACAAUAUUGGCAGAUAGAUGACCCUAUGCUGCAUAGAUAUUUAAACAUAAAAUUGCCUUGGAAUGAAUUGUUUUCCUGGCUGAUUGCCAUACUAACAGCUUAACUGGAUCUGAGUAAUGUAGCAAUGAGUUCUGACUCUUACACAAACAUUAUUGUAGCACUGUUUUUAUAUUUUUCUAUAUUUCUGUUUUAUUUGGGGAAAGAAGUCAUCGCAAAGUUGGUUGUGUACAGCAUAGUAUUUAAAAAGAAAUGGAUCAGAUGCCCUAGUACACAUGGAAAUAUACAUCAUAUACAUUUAAAAUGUUUAAUUAUUAAAAAUGUAAAGUUCUGGUUUCUAUUACAUUGAUUAUUGUUAUUUAGUUUUGGGUUUUCAUUUGUAAAUAUUUCUUUAUAGUGUUUGUGUGAAAUACACAGCCACUUUGUACCUCGACAUACACGGACUGCAUUUUCAUAUACUGUAUAUUUGACAUUCAAAUAUAAAAGCAGUGCUUUAGAUGGUUAUUAUAUUUGCAGGAAAAAUGUCAUAUUUGCAUUUUUGUUGUUUUAUGGCAUCUUUCAAACUGUAAUCUUCCAGAGAAAGCUUUGCUUGGAACAAUUUAAUCUGAUGUGGAGCAACUUUUUCCCUUAUUUUUUUGUUUGAAAAUAAUUUUGAAGCUUCCUACAUUAUUAGGUGUAUGGCCGUACAUAAUUUUCAUUGCCAAAGUAGAGAGAGAGAGAGAGAGAGAGAGAGAGAGAGAGAGAGAGAGAGAGAGAGAGUUCUACAUUCUGCUCAUGUCAUGUGUACUUAAUUAUUGCUCAAAGAGUGGAACACUUUUUUGUAAUAUUUGUUCCUAAGCUUCACUACAGCAAUGAUCAUACAGGGAUCAUUACUUCAUUUUGUUAAAUAAAUUAUUUGUAAAAUUUGAUGAAAUGUCUGGAAGUCAGCAGUCUGAAGAAAAGUGUGAAUAGUGGUUUCAGAUGAAUGGACCAUGCUAUUUCUAGCCAUUGAGAAUUGGAAUGGACUGUCAUUAAAAACUGCUGAAGUAAAUAUAUUAAGUCAGGUUUUUCAUUUCACAAUAGAUGCGUAUAAUUUUUUUGUACUGAAAGCUUAAUUGCUUUUUAUGUCCUCAUAAAUGGCGUGAAUGAUAAACAAUAUAGAAUUAUUUGAUGCGCUACUUCUGUGGUAACAUGAGUGCAUAGUACAAUGAAGUCAUUUUCUAUAAUUCCAAAACUAAAGAAGCACCAGCCAAAUCGGAAUUAAUGUCUUAGGAUGACUGACAAUAUGUCUUACAACAAAGGAUUGUUACACUGUGCUUGUCUUAAUGCUCAUAUUUGUGUGAUCUCCCAGUAUGUGUCAGUGCUAGUACACAGAUGUAGACAACUUUUGGACUAGAAAUGAAAAUUUAAGGUUGAACAAACUCAGACAGUUGACAUUAAUAACAUUGCAUUUGUCUAAAAAAGCAAUAUUGUAGUUUCUUCCCUGUUUGCUUGUUGAAUAGAUUUGUAUUCAUCUUGCAAUGUUCACAUAACUUAAAAAUAAAAUUUUCUGUACAUACAAUCAUUUACUUAUA